AUGAUCGAUCAGAAAUCAUCCUCAACUCAAAAUCACCACCAGCAGGACCCACGGUCAGCCUCGUCAGCCUCUCUCCUUCCACCACCCCCACUGCACUCAAACAGGACCAGCAUCGACAGCAUCGACAGCUUCAUCAAUGACACUAACUAUAGCCUCAGUCAUAGCCAUCCUCCUCCUGUCAAAGCUCGCUCCCCUCUCUCCAACCUUGGCGACCACAUUGUCAAGGUUGCUCGUCGACUGUCCAUGACCUCUUCACCCAAGGACAACAAAGACAACAGCUACAAUAUUCCACCUCCGCCUUCGCUCUUGCUCCGUUCAGGAACAACGUCCCCGGACCUCUAUCGCAAACGUAAUUCCACGCUAGAAGACCUCCAACAAGCAACGUCGCGUUCGAACAACGACAACAAGAAUAAAGAGAGCAAGGUCAAGAACAAGAAGCUCUUGGUCAAGACAGAUCUGUUUAACCUACGUUCCAAGAGCAGCAGCAACAACAACAACAACAACAACAACAACAACAAGAACAACAACAGCAACAGCCCAUCUCAAGUCAGUCUGACCGUGGCCACGCUUGAAAUGUUGCUGCCAGGAUCAUCGCCUCCGCCGACGCCUCCAAGUAAAGAAACGUUCUGGAAGUCCAUGGGGAUGUUUGGUCGACAGGCUAUCUUCACUGAGAACGACGACAGGCUUGUCCCCCAACAAAACAGCAUUGUCCCAGCUCCUUCCCCCCCUAUCCCUGCUGCCCCUGCAUCGAGGCUGGCCCUUCGACAGGCGGUGUCACAAGAGCAACAUAAACAAGAGCAGCAGCAGCAACAACAGCAGCAAGCUCGUCGUCAGGGGUCAGAAGGUCACACGGACACAGACAACCCUAUACACGACAGAGAGGACGCGUACUCGGUCAAGCACCAUCCUGCAAAUACGAUGGACACCGACCUCUCUCAACCGAGUAUCAGCAAUGAUAUGCAGGACAGCAAUGAUAUGCAGGACAGCAGCUCCAGUAUCGGCAGUGAUCACAGUCUUGUCAUGGAGGACGUCUUUGAAUUCUGCGACAACGUCUCGGCUAAUAAAUCGUGUGACAACACUUCACGGCUGUCCUCGAUGAGGGACGACUCUACAGCGAACACAACCACAACUGCAGCUUCAACCCAGCAGCGGAGAGAGCCUUCAGAGGACUGGACAAUCGAUCGAUACCACCGUCAACAGCAACAACAACAGCAGCAGUCGUUAGGUGCACCAGAGCAACAUCAACGACCACCCGCCCCCAAACUGUCCGACAAGAAGCCGCUGAGCGCUCUCGAGAGGAUCAAGCGGCAACAGAAGCGCCAUUCGCAGGAGCAGGAGCGCCUUGCAGAGUUAGCCCUGCCACAAGAAUUAAUGACCCAACCCAGCAUGGGCGCUGUUGGAUAUGUAGGCUCAGGAGAAAAUUACGUUUCGCCCGUGCGAGCCGUUCAUCACGACCUUGUACCCAAUCAGUCCUUUCAUCCCCUUGCAACCACCUCUCAAGCGUCACCCCUCCCAAUAUUUCAACACCACCACCAACAGCAACAACAACGUCAACAAGCUCAAGGUAGUGGACAAGGUGGAGGUGGGAUGGCACCAACUGACCUAGGAGCGUCUAUUAUCGGUACCGACUCUGCCAUGCUUGACCAGCUUCUGACACUGAUCCCAGGACCUAACCGACCCCGCCUUCCUUCUCAGAUUGAGUGGCAGCAAGGGAUCGAAGAACUUCGACAGCGGCGCAAUUAUGCAGGAACGCUAACAAAUUCGGUUGGGCGUCAAAACUCCAGUGGCAGCCGUCAUAGUCAGGACUCCAGCACAGAUAGGAGUCGGCGUCAUUCGAUGCCAGAUAUGCCGCAUGGACAGAGCCAAGAGGGCCAGGAAAGACGAUCUGGAGAUAACUUUCGAAACCCGAUGCUCAUGGCCAGCAGCAGCACUUCUCCCUCAUCGCCUACUAUUUUAAACCCCAACGCUCAAAUGAGACGAUCGGUCGUUGGAGACCGAGAACAGCAAUUGCUUCAGCUGCCGAUCCAACGACACUCGAUUGCAGAAACACAGGCUAUUGAUAUCUCGAUGAUCUCUUCUACGGCUCUUGCAGACUCGAAAAGGGUGACUCGGAAACGCGCAGGAAAGAGAACGUCUGCUUUAGACAACGUUCAAGAACAAGAAGCCCCUGUGGCUAGGUCUUCCAACACAACGGUCAGCAAGGUGGACAAAGAUGUUGUGAACAUUGCCUUUAGCGAGAUGCUGGCGACACUCUCACUGGCCCCGACUACCAUUAGUCAACUGGAGUCAUUACCUACAAACCGGAAGUGGGUGAUGCUUCAAUCCAAUGACGCGAGCCCGUCCUUGCCACAGGCCAUACCUCCGCAGGUCAUUGUUGACCUACUACUGGAAUACUCGAACAAGAAGAGGCGAUCGUCCCGAGACCAGUUCGCGUUUAACCUUGCAGCUGUGACAGCCACUGUAACUGCGGCAGAUUCGACUCCCAAACGACCCAUGGGGAUGUGGAGAAACUUCAGCGCCACCGAUAUCACAAGUAACAGCAAUACUGUGAAUGGAUCGCUCCGAUGGACGAGCGAGUUCAUCAACAUUGGAGGACCACUGGCGGUACUUCAGCUCUGUCAACACGUUCAGAGGACAGAGGAAACAAAAUUGGGUCAACGGAGGCGCCUUCUUCAUCAGAUUAUUCAGUGCAUCAAAGCGAUCGUGACUCUCGACGGAGGUGUAGCGUCGUUGACAACUGAACCCAUUUUUUUCUCGCUCAUGAGGACCCUGGCCAUCCAAGAGACACCGGCAUUAUCGGCCACAACCAAGGACUUCGCGCAAGGAUCAAAGGUCAAAUCAGGGGGACUCUUUGGCAUUGUUCGCGGUGGGGCUUUCGAGGUACGCGGACAGCGAUACCGAUCCUCAUCUAUUCUUAAACCGCAUCCACACUCACGUGUCGGUAACCAACCUCCCUUCCAGAGUUCGCCUGCCCUCUCAUUAGAUCAGAUUCCAACAUUCUCCAACACACAGGGGGCUGUUCAUAUAUUGAACGCUAUCUUGGCAAAAGAGCCUGAGCUCCGAGACAAAGUCUUGCAGGACACGGUGGCGGAUCGCAUUUCGAGUCUCGCCCAAAGACGGAAUAGCGAAAGGACCGCAUGGAUCUUUUCUGAGUGGAUCGGAUAUUUGAAGGAGGUCAUGCACGUCUGCGGUAUUGAGGCACCAGUCGCCAUGUUACCGACAACACUCCCAUACCUUGGCCGUGGAAAAGAUGACAACAGUCAAGAUCGAGAUCGAAAGAGUAGCUCGCCUGCUCGUGUGACCUUGAUGGCUGCUGGAAUUGUAUCCCAUGGAUGCGGUUCCUCAGGUCCAUCGCUCUCGACCUUUUCACUGGAAAAAAAUCGAUACGGAAGCAGGCACAGUGCCGCUGCUACACCUCAGGCCAUCCAAAGCACAGGGAAUGUUACGACUGACGGGAUCAGAUUUGAAUCUGGCGAAGAUCGAGAGGCCCUCACGUAUUUGACCGCUCAUUUAGAGCUUGUGUCAAGACUCGUCUUUGAGAUGCACAUGUCUUCACCAGGUCUUGCCUUUGCGAAGAGCAUCAAACAAGAGCUAGAGGACUACCUUGAGCGCCUGAGAUCAACAUUCAUUCAAAAUCAUGAUCUGCGUGCCCAAGCUGAGGAUCUUGAGAUACAGCUUUCAGUAACACCAAGCACUACGCAGAUCAUGGCGAGUCUUCUGGCAAAGGACCUGCCCACUAUUCCCCCUAUCGAUUCACAGCCGUACUCUCAGCACAGUCGCGGUCAACAAGGAUGCCAGCAGCGCCAGAAAUUUCCCGCUGCAAGACCUACGUCCCCAACAUUUCAGCGGCCGAUAUCACAUCACAUUUAUCAGCUCAGCCAGCAAUCUCCUGUCUUUCAACACCUGCCAGUCCCGAAUGUCAAGUGCAACUCUGAAAUCGAGCCAAAGACUCUUACUAUUGACAUUCCUGGUCGAGCCAGUGGUCUCGAAGACGAUAACAAUCGUCGCAACAAUAACAAAUCCAGUAGCAUCACCGGCACCAGCGGUAGAACCGUCAACGACCAACGUGCGACGAACAAUGGGGCCACAAGGAUCGACUUAAAGGUUCAACAACGGAUGUCGCAUCUCCAGUCUCAGCAGUGGCAGCCAUCACAGCGCUUUGAUAUUAAUAGAGACAAUGGGAAAGCGUUAGUCAUGCAGGGCGGUGCUAUCAGUCCCGUGCUGGUCAAGCCUCCCAGUCGUCGCAAUUCGUUCAAAAAGAAAGUCCCUGACGGAGAUCGGUCCAACAACUCCGGGAACUACAACCCUCUCCCGCCAUCACAGACCCAGCAGCAGUAUCACCAGCAAAACCUAGCUGGACGAGUAUCCAGGCAGAUCGCUUUCCGAGAGGACGUGACUUCCAAUACCUCUGCACCUUGCAGGUCAGCACCACGCUCAACACCCUCGACGUCUGUUCCUCCAACGCCUCUCAGCCCUACCCCUGACUUGCAACUGCCCGACAUUCCGUACAAAAGCAAGAAUCGACCAAACUCGAUGGAUGCGAAGGCAAGAAGGCAUGACGACAUUGGUGUUCGUGAUGAAAAAAUAAUCAUCAAGCUUGAUUACCCACGCCAGCGACAGCAGGAGCCCAAGUCGCGUCAUUUGCAGCAUCAUCAGUCUCCGUCGGUUAUGCCUUUGUCCCCGUCGAGAGCCAAUCAGGAAUCCAGGCAGAAUCCAUCCGCGGCCAAGGAGAACGUUCGAGAAGACUUCCAAAAGUUGGUCAAUGGAAUGGAUGUACUCAAAGAUGGUCCCGGUACUUUUGGAUACGCUCGGCGCCCGUCUAUGAAUAGCCAGGUGUACCUUCAUAGCAAUGCAUACGACAAGCCAUGCAGUGUUACAGAAUCAGCAACGAUGGCACUUGUCGAUAGUCACAUGCUGGCUGCACCCCCAGGAAGAGCAGGAUCGGCAAUGCCAAGCGUCGGUCAAGCCUGCCCAGAGGCUAUAUUACAUGGCGUCUACAAUGUCAGUAUCAAUGGAUCAGUGAUGUCAACAUGUUCUUCGAUAACCUCAUCUGGCUUCUCAGCUCCUUCAAUGUCCUCUGCGUCGUCUGCCUCGCCUCCGACAACUCAGUCCAAGAAGUACUUGCCUCUGUCUCCGCCCCAGCACCAGAUGUUGGAGACCCCUUCAAAGCUGCCAAGAAAGACGACUUAUUUGUCAUUACCAUCUACCACCAUCAUACAACCUACAGCAGCUCCAGUCUUCCCAACGGCCGCAUUUUUACCAGAAUCAUCAACACCUAUUCCUCUCAACAACAGAGAGAGUCGCUACAAACCAGGAGCGGACAGCAUAACGACGAAGGAAGUGCACCAGUUCCGCAAUGUCGAUUUCGAUAACCAAAUCCAAGAGGAUGUGCGCAAACUAGCCCCUUCUUCAUCGAUGCGGUCCGUUUUCACCGUUCACAGUAACAACAAUAACAGAGACGACGGUAGAAGCAAGGGCGACUCGGUCACAGCAGGCUCUGCUAUGGAGGUUGUGGGUCGAUACUCGGUGCUGGCGACAGACCCCAAAGUCCUAGAGGCGCCUAUUAUUGUCCCUGAGGACAUGUCGUUGAUGCGAGAGCAGUACAUUCAGGCGCAGAUUAGCGAAUUAGUUGUUCCACCCAUGGUACGUAAGGCAUAA
Molecule: messenger RNA, 5658 nt
Organism: Linnemannia hyalina
Lineage: Eukaryota; Fungi; Mortierellomycota; Mortierellomycetes; Mortierellales; Mortierellaceae
Source: the annotation of a GenBank genome assembly